AUGAAGUACGUCGCCUUGCUGAGUGGUGGCAAGGACAGUUGCUUCAAUUUGUUGCACUGCCAGAAGAACGGUCAUGAGCUGGUUGCUGCAGCAUCCCUAGGUCCUGAACGUGGCAAAGAGGAGAUCGAUUCAUUUUUCUAUCAGACAGUUGGGCAAGACGCAAUAGAAUAUGUGGCGAAUGCUUUGGAUGUGCCUCUGUAUCGCAGAACCAUAGAGGGCACUGCUCUCGCGGUUGGCGCCGAAUACGGCAGCAGAGACGCGAAGGAUCCGCCCGAUGUACCAGGGGACGAGACUGAAGACCUCUAUGCGUUGCUUUCCGACGUAAAGACCCGGCAUCCAGAUAUACUGGGCGUUUCCGCAGGGGCAAUACUCUCGGAUUACCAAAGGGUCCGACUAGAACAUGUAUGCCGACGACUAUCUCUAACUGCGCUGUGCUACCUAUGGCAGCGAGAUCAAGGGCAACUACUCGCAGAAAUGAUCGAUGCAGGGUUGCACGCUGUUAUCAUCAAAGUAGCAGGCAUUGGAUUGACGGAAGAACACCUGGGCAAAUCCCUCGCGCAGAUGCAAUCCAAGCUCCUCUUCUUGGCUAGCGGCGAAUACGAAACAUUGACGCUAGACUGUUCAAUGUUCAAGAAACGCAUCAUUCUGUCCGACACAGAGACUAUCAUACACUCUGACAACAGCUUUGCGUCAGUCGCGUACUUGCGGGUAAAACAUGCUGAGUUGGUGCAGAAGGAUGGCGCCUCCGAAAAUACCGUGCCGACUCCGCCAUUGCUAGAGGGGACUUUUCUGGAACUGAAAGACACCAUAUCUCAGCUUCAGACGGCAGAAAUUCGAUCUCCUCAGGACGAUAUACAGUUUGCUUAUGAGAUUCGACCAUACCUUCAUGGAAGCGCAGGAAGUCGAAUGCUAAACGACUGGGCUUCCGUCACGAACAUACAUAGGAAUCUGGACGAUCACGAGAUCACUUUGGAGGAGGAGGUUCGGGAAUGCUUCAGCAAACUGGAAGCCAGACUAUCUUUGAUGUCGCUAGAAGUGCGCAACUGCACGAACAUCAGCAUAUUCCUAUCGUCCAUGGACCUGUUUGCACGCGUCAACGCUGUCUAUUCCACAUAUUUCGCUACAAGCCCUCCCGCUCGUGCUUGUGUGGCUGUGGAUCUUCCUUCUCCUAUCCGCAUAAUGCUCGAUUGCGUCGCAUACAGUCGAGAGGCCAUCUCGGAGAGAAGCGCACUUCACGUGCAAAGUCUGAGCUAUUGGGCUCCCGCGAAUAUAGGGCCGUACUCACAAGCCAUCACUGCGGGUCAACGAAUUUUCAUAUCUGGACAAAUCGGUCUUAUCCCUAGUUCAAUGGCACUUCCUUCACCCCGGUCGUUGUGCCUAGAGACCGCACUAGUAUUCCAGCAUGCAAAACGUAUUAUGGAAGUCCUCAAAGGGCACCACAGUGAAGCUAGAAUAGGACAUGCGCAAUUGGCCUUGUACUGGGUGUCAAAUACAGAAAGUCUACCAAUGGUGAAACAAGCAGCAUACGUAUACUAUGAGGAUUCCCACAUUCCGGCACUUUUCGUAGUCGUGAAAGCACUACCACGGGAUGCACUGGUCGAAAAACAGAUGCUUUGCCAUACUGGCAGAUUCCCGAUCCGUGACGAGGACGGAGAAGAAGAUAUUCAGUAUAGUGCGCCCGCUCUCAGUGACGGUUGUAUCAUGUGUGACGCAUACGCUGUCUAUUGGGAGACGUCUAGCUUCGAUAUGACGGAUGGAGGACCAUCGUCCGCCAUCAUCUGUGUUCGGGGCAAAAAUCUCGACCAAGCGACUGUGGACAAGUUGAAGUCCCAUACGGUCCUGGAUCGUAUUCUGCGGCGAAGCCUCUCCAUCCGGUUGUUCUACACACCUCACUGCACAUUUGAAGUUGCCCCGGUGAUCAAUGCUCUGUGUGGCUCUUUCGUACCCGUCACGCCUAUUCCCUGCCGAUCGAUCUCCACGCGUGCAGACGACGAAUGGGAUUAUGCUAUUUGUAUCAUAAAUGACUGGGACAUGAUAGAUCAGCCCGGUAAAUAA
This is a messenger RNA of Gloeophyllum trabeum ATCC 11539, 2055 nucleotides long. RefSeq lists its product as uncharacterized. Gene Ontology annotation, biological process: protein histidyl modification to diphthamide. Lineage: Eukaryota; Fungi; Basidiomycota; Agaricomycetes; Gloeophyllales; Gloeophyllaceae. Gene Ontology annotation, molecular function: diphthine-ammonia ligase activity. Bases 1 to 2055 code for a protein of 684 amino acids. The record is from RefSeq and is a predicted model, not a curated record. The transcript has 12 exons.